Aplosporella prunicola CBS 121167 is the source of this 1038-nucleotide messenger RNA. RefSeq lists its product as uncharacterized. The record is from RefSeq and is a predicted model, not a curated record. Gene Ontology annotation, biological process: methylation. Bases 1 to 1038 code for a protein of 345 amino acids. The transcript has 2 exons. Gene Ontology annotation, molecular function: methyltransferase activity. NCBI's taxonomy places the organism in Eukaryota, Fungi, Ascomycota, Dothideomycetes, Botryosphaeriales, Aplosporellaceae.
AUGGAUGACACUUCUUGCGAAGAUUUUAGUCCAAAUCGCCUCAUAAGGGAGUUCUUAUGCGAACGGGUCCUAGUUUUUAAGGAACUCGCGGCUCUGAGGGACGAAGGUUGGGCAAACCCCUCAGGAGAUGAUUACUUCAAGCAGCAGCGCAAAAGAGCAGAUGAGGCUGGCCCAAAAGAACAACGUUGGUUCUUUCAUAUGAUGCAGCAAAUCGGCGAUGAGAUGGAAAAUGCUACUGGAUUUCUAUCUCAACUUGUCUGCGAAAAAGAUCCGCCGAAAGUUCUGGAUCUUUGUAUGGCUCCAGGAGGCUUCUCCGCUAUGAUACGACAACGUCUUCCCACGGCCGAAAUUCACGGCAUCAGUCUUCCACAUUCGAAGGGUGGUCAUAAGCUCCUUUUCGGUCAUUCUGACCCUCGAAUUCGUAUUCUUUUCACAGAUAUCACGAUGCAUUCGUCAGAAAUGGGUGCCACUAGCAUUCCGCCUGAUCACCCCGAGGCGGCUGCUUUCAUACAAUCACGACCCUAUCUAUCCGAGGCCUUUGACCUAGCAAUUUGCGACGGCCAAGUACUCCGUAACCAUCCUCGGCAGUCAUAUCGUGAGCAAGUCGAAGCUUCCCGACUUAUACUAAGCCAAUUGGUUUUCUCGUUACAGCGAAUCAAGCCUGGAGGGACUAUUGUCAUACUCCUCCACAAGUUGGACAGUUGGGAUAGCCUUGAACUACUUUACACGUUCAGCAAGUUUGCCCAAAUCCAACUUUUCAAACCGGAAAAGAAGCAUGCCAUGAGGUCUUCGUUCUACCUCAUAGCUAAAGGGAUGGAUCCGUAUGCGCCCUCUGCCUUGAGCGCAGUGGAAUCCUGGAAAGAAGCUUGGUCAUGCGUGACCUUCCGUUUCUGUAGAGAGAUAUUCCCUUCCGAACAGAUGGUAAAAACCAUGCUAGCUCAAUUUGGAGAAAGGCUCAUAGAGCUUGGGCUGCCACUCUGGAACAUUCAGGCCAAAGCUCUUCGAAGAUUGGGGUUUUUAAAACAAAAAGCCAAAUAA